CUGUCCCCAACUGUCGCCGUCUGAUGCAAUUUAUUCUCUCAAUCCUAACCGUCCGUUCGACUCCCUCUCUUCUUUCUCUCUCUCUCUCUAUCUAUCUCUACUAGCUCGCGUACACAAGAAGGUCGAUGCUCCGUCAGUCGUUAUUGGUUUUCGAUUGGUCUCCUCCUCCUUCUUCUUUACCUCCUCCUCCUCCUCCUUCUCCUUUCUGAUACAGUACGUACGCUCUCGCUCAAUCUUCGUCGCUCGUCCGGAUUCCCUCUCUCUCUCGAUUUGAGAGUAUAAAGAGUCUUUUUCCGUGCUUCUGCUCGGCUGUGUUCGAGGCUUCGGUUCUUCAGUCUUCUUCUAGACGGGGCCGAUCUUUUCGGUCCGUGAAGGUGGGUUCUUUCCUCCUCGGCCCUCCAUGGAUCCGAGCGCCGGCUUCUGUUUCCGGUUCUUCGUCUCCGGUCUGAUCCGAUUAGGGUUCUUGGCCAGCUCCGACCAGUGAGUUGGCGGGCGACGGGUUUAGGGUUUUGUUUUCCUCUUUGGAUUUGAGUUGAUGGACGAUCGGAACGUGAGAGGGAUGAGCAGCCCGGGCAUGUCCGACGUUGUGUUGACGUGCGUCAUGCCGUACAUCGACGACCCCAAGGAUCGGGACGCCAUUUCCCUCGUCUGCCGUCGCUGGUACGAGAUUGACGCCUUGACGAGGAAGCACGUUACCAUCGCUCUCUGCUAUACGACCAGUCCCGAUCGCUUGCGGAGGAGGUUCGGCCACCUCGAGUCGCUCAAGCUGAAAGGGAAGCCCAGGGCCGCCAUGUUCAAUUUGAUACCCGAGAAUUGGGGCGGGUACGUGACUCCGUGGGUGACCGAGAUUGCCAAGUCUUUUGAUUGCUUGAAGUCGCUUCACUUUCGGCGCAUGAUAGUGGAAGAUUCGGACUUGGCACUACUUGCGAGGUCGCGGGGACGCGUUCUGCAGGUGCUCAAACUUGACAAGUGUUCUGGUUUUUCGACGGAUGGGCUUGUACAAGUGGGGCGUUACUGCAGGAACUUAAGAACCUUGUUUUUGGAAGAAAGCAUAAUCAUUGAGAAAGAUGGUGCGUGGCUUCAUGAGCUUGCUCUGAACAACACUUCUCUUGAGACUUUAAAUUUUUACAUGACAGAGCUCUCCAGAUUUAAUGUCCAGGACCUUCAAAUUAUUGCAAGAAAUUGUCGAUCAUUAACAUCUGUGAAAAUUAGCGAUUGCGAAAUUCUGGAUCUUCUGGGUUUCUUUCAACAUGCAGCUGCUUUAGAAGAAUUUGGUGGUGGUCUUUUUAAUGAUGAACCAGAAAGGUAUGCUACUUUAUCGUUCCCAGCGAGAUUAUGCCGUCUGGGUCUAACCUACAUUUCAGAAAAUGAGAUGCCUAUUGUGUUCCCUUUCGCAUCUCGGCUAAGAAUGUUAGAUCUGCUCUAUGCAUUUCUUAGCACAGAUGACCUCUGUUUGCUGAUUCAGCAAUGCCCCAUCUUGGAAGUUCUUGAGACAAGGAACGUCAUUGGAGACAGAGGAUUAGAGGUUCUUGGUCAAAGUUGUAAAAGGUUGAAGAGGCUUAGGAUUGAAAGAGGUGCUGAUGAGCAGGGUAUGGGGGAUGAAGGAGGCCUUGUUUCGCAAAGAGGAUUAAUUGCCUUGGCUCAGGGCUGCCUAGAACUGGAAUACCUGGCUGUUUAUGUAUCUGAUAUCACAAACUCAUCUCUCGAAUGUAUAGGAACUUACUCGAAGAACCUUUGUGAUUUCCGUCUUGUUCUACUUGAUCGUGAGGAAAAGAUAACUGAUUUACCCCUGGACAAUGGUGUCCGGGCUCUUUUAAGGGGAUGUGAAAAGCUAAGAAGGUUUGCUCUUUAUCUGCGGCCUGGAGGCUUGACGGAUGUGGGUCUUGGUUACAUUGGGCAGUACAGCCAAAACAUAAGAUGGAUGCUUCUUGGAUAUGUGGGAGAGAGUGAUGAGGGCAUCAGGGAGUUCUCCAGAGGCUGCCCGAGUUUGCAAAAACUUGAAAUGCGGGGUUGUUGCUUUAGUGAACAGGCACUGGCUGAUGCUGUGAUGCGGUUGACUUCUCUGAGGUAUGUAUGGGUGCAGGGGUAUAGAGUAUCUGAUACUGGUCGAGAUAUUCUGGCAAUGGUCCGUCCCUUUUGGAACAUCGAGUUGAUUCCUCCUAGAAGAACGGUUGUUGCCAACGUGCUAAAUGAAGACCCAGCCCAUAUGCUUGCAUAUUACUCUCUAGCAGGACCAAGAACUGAUUGUCCUGACAGCGUGAUCCCUUUGGAUCCAGCUAGGCUGGUUAACCUGUAGAGCUGUAUAUACAACCUUUUGCGGAAGAUGCCUUUUAUCUUCUUAAUUGCUCUAGACCCUCUGUCAUACGGUUCUGUAUUUUAUCACUCCUUCCUGAGAUGUUUCUCCUAUUGCUUUCCUUUUCAUCUUCUGUUUGUUGGAAUUCCUUCUUUUCUCUUUUCUUCUGUCGCAAUAAGAUUGUGUCCUCUGUAACAUUGUAAGAGUUUUGCAUCUAAUUCCAUCCCUUGUACAGGGCAACUAGUUGUAUGGUUUUUCUGCAAUACUUUUGUGACUUAGUUUUGAACGGUUCUGCUAGUUGAAUUCUUACUAUUGUGGGGUGAUUCCAUUGGGUAA
Messenger RNA from Rhodamnia argentea, 2629 nucleotides. Its product is annotated as coronatine-insensitive protein 1. The record is from RefSeq and is a predicted model, not a curated record. Lineage: Eukaryota; Viridiplantae; Streptophyta; Magnoliopsida; Myrtales; Myrtaceae. The transcript has 3 exons. Gene Ontology annotation, biological process: SCF-dependent proteasomal ubiquitin-dependent protein catabolic process. Gene Ontology annotation, cellular component: SCF ubiquitin ligase complex. The coding region runs from base 536 to 2296 and encodes 586 amino acids.